CUAACUCCUCCUUGAAACCAGAUACGCUGCACUGACUGUAAUGAUAAAGAAGGCUGGGUUCCUCUAAAGGGGACGAAUGGGUUAGAUGUCAGUGUCAGACACGGCGCAUCUUAGGAACAUUCCUGGACCACAAGGAGCUCGUAGCAUACAGGUCCAAUUUGCAACAAAUGUGGACCUAACCUAACAUUUCACCUUGCUGACGGCAUUAUAUAGCGAACAGGCCAGUGUAUUCUGGACACAAAAAGCAGCUCUGCUUUCUGCCGGGCUAUCUUCUGUUUUACGCACUGCUCGAGCCUUUUACGCAUUGUGUGUAGCUCAUUAAAAAUACAUUAAUGAGGAGAGCGACUACCCAAUAAGAUAGUCAUUCUCAGCCAUUCCUGAUUUUUGACUUUCAAAGGACUACAGCUCUCACUCAGGGUGUAUAAUGACUUUUCGGGGAUGUGGCGUGUGGCUGACACUGCUGUUCCUCAGCUCUUCUGUUAUUACACAAGUGGUGGAGGAUGACACAGUGUUUGACCUAUUUGAAACCAGCGGUAUAACGCGAAAAACAAUAGGGGUCAAGUUGUUCAAGGGCCAGGACAGCGAUACGCCCGCUUAUCGCUUCAUCCGCUUUGACCAUCUUCCCUCCGUCAGCGCUGCAUCGCUGCAGCAGCUGCUCCUGCAAAUCCAGAACAACGAGGGCUUCGUCUUCACGGCCACCAUGCGCCAGGACCGUACCUCCCGCGGUACUAUAAUCUCCCUAGAGGGUCCCGGGGAAAGACGCCAGUUUGAGGUGGUCUCCGAUGGCCGCAUCAACUCCCUAGACUUGGUUACUUGGGCGGAUGGUUCGCGCAAUAUUAUCUCCUUCGAAGACGUGGACCUGUCCGACUCGCAUUGGAAGAACGUGACGCUGCAUGUGCACGGAGAGACAGCCACCCUUUACGUGGGGUGUCGUUUGAUUGACAGUUUCAUUCUCGACGAGCCAUUCUACGAGCACCUGAGCGCCGCCGGGGGUCGCAUGUUUGUUGCCAAGGGCUCUGCCCGGGAAAAUCAUUUCAGGGGGGUUCUUCAGAAUGUGCGCUUCAUCUUUGACACAGCUCCGGAAGAUGUUUUGGAGAGCCAAGGAUGUGUGCUCACCAUGGCAGAGGGGGUGAACACCGUGGGCGAGAGCACGGAGUUGAUGGACGUGCCGUCGUCCAUCGCCACCAACCUGAUCAGCCCCAACACCGACGCCCCGGCCACAGGCUCCGUGGACAAGUUGUGCGAGCACUCGUGCGAGGAGCUCACUAACCUCUUCCAGGAGCUGAAGGGCCUCCGUGUGGUCGUGGGCAACCUCAUCGACGGCAUGCAGAAAGUGACGGAGGAGAACAAUGCCAUGCGGGAAGCACUAGCGAAGCUGAAAACCCCUCAGAACCCUAUGGAUCAGAGCCUGUGCUGGCAGGACGGACGGCUCUUUGAGGACAAGGAGGACUGGGUCGUGGACAGCUGCACCAAAUGCACCUGUCAGGAAGGAAAGGUGGUGUGUCGUCAGAUCACAUGCCCCUCAGUGGCCUGUGCCACUCCCACCUUUAUUGAUGGAGAGUGCUGCCCUGUUUGUCUGCCCAUGGACAGUGAGGAUGGCUGGUCCCCGUGGUCUGAGUGGACCCAGUGCACGGUGACGUGUGGCUCAGGGACCCAGCAGAGGGGCCGCUCCUGCGACGACAGCAGCAACGCCUGCAGCGGCGCCUCCAUCCAGACACGCAAGUGCAGCCUGGGGAAGUGCGACAGGAGAGUGAAGCAGGAUGGCGGCUGGAGUCUGUGGUCUCCCUGGUCCUCCUGCUCGGUGACAUGUGGGGAGGGGCUCAUCACACGCAUCCGUCACUGCAAUGCCCCCGUGCCCCAGCUGGGCGGACGGGACUGCGAGGGAGAGGGGCGAGAGACCCAGAGCUGCCAGGCACAACCCUGCCCUGUUGUCGGGGGCUGGGGACCGUGGUCGCCGUGGGCUGCCUGCUCGGCCACAUGCGGCGGAGGCUUGAAGAGCCGCAUUCGGGAGUGCAACAGCCCCGUCCCGGAGCACGGCGGGAGGAAGUGCAUGGGUGACGCCGUGGACAAUGAGGCCUGUGGCCGAAAGGAGUGCCCAAUGGAUGGGUGCCUGUCCAACCCCUGUUUUGGUGGAGUCGAGUGCAGCACUGACAGCAAUGGCUCCUGGGAGUGUGGGCCAUGCCCAGCAGGUUACCGUGGCAACGGUACUUUCUGUGAAGACAUGAAUGAGUGUGAGCUGGUAUCAGAUGUGUGCCAUAAGGUGGAGGGUGUCCAGCAGUGUGUGAACACCGACCCAGGGUUCCACUGCCUGCCUUGCCCCGCACGAUUCAAAGGCAGCCAGCCCUAUGGCAAGGGUGUGGAGGCAGCCAAGACCAACAGACAGAUGUGUGAACCGUAUAACCCCUGCAAGGACAACAGCCACAGCUGCCACAGGUUUGCGGAGUGCGUCUUCCUCAGCCACAUCAUCGAGCCUAUGUACAAGUGCGAGUGCCGCGUCGGCUUCGCUGGGGACGGCAUCAUCUGUGGAGAGGACUUUGACCUGGACGGCUGGCCCAACCAUGACUUAGCCUGCAGAUCCAAUGCUAGCUACCACUGCAAGAAGGACAACUGCCCCAAGCUUCCCAACUCAGGCCAGGAGGACUAUGACAACGACGGGCAGGGAGAUGCCUGUGACAAGGACGAUGACAACGAUGACAUUAUGGAUGAGCGGGACAACUGCCCCCUACAGUACAACCCUCUCCAAUACGACUUUGAUAAGGAUGACGUGGGUGACCGCUGCGAUAACUGCCCCUAUGACCUCAACCCGUCUCAGAUCGACACAGACAACAACGGGGAGGGAGACGCCUGCUCGCUGGACAAGGAUGGCGACGAGAUUCCCAAUGAUCGGGAUAACUGUCCUGUCUUCUACAACACUGAUCAGAGGGACACUGACCUGGACGGAGUAGGAGAUCUCUGUGAUAACUGUCCACUGGUCCACAAUCCUCAGCAGACUGACGCUGACAACGACUUGGUGGGAGAUCAGUGUGAUAACAAUCAAGACAUCGACGAGGAUGGCCAUCAGAACAACAUGGACAACUGUCCCUACAUCCCCAACCCCAACCAGGCUGACCACGACAAGGACGGCAAGGGGGACGCAUGCGACUUUGACGAUGACAACGACGGGAUCCCUGACGACAGGGACAACUGCAGGCUGGUGCCCAACAAAGACCAGCUGGACUCUAAUGGUAACGGUCGGGGAGAUGCCUGUAAGGAUGACUUUGACAACGACAGCAUCCCUGACUUCCUUGACGCAUGCCCAGAGAAUGCUGCCAUCAGUGUCACUGACUUCCGCAAGUUCCAGAUGGUGCACCUGGACCCCAAGGGAACCACACAGACGGAUUCCAACUGGGUGGUGCGGAACCAGGGCAAAGAACUUGUGCAGACAGCCAAUUCUGACCCUGGCAUUGCUGUCGGUUUUGAUGAGUUCAAUGCUGUGGAUUUCAGCGGGACCUUCUACGUGAACACGGAGCGUGACGACGACUAUGCUGGCUUUGUCUUCGGCUACCAGUCCAGCCGACGCUUCUACGUGGUCAUGUGGAAGCAGAUCACGCAGACCUACUGGGAGGACAGGCCCUCCAAGGCCUUUGGCAUCUCUGGCGUGUCCCUCAAGGUGGUCAACUCCACCACAGGCACCGAAUACCUCCGCAACGCCCUCUGGCACACGGGCAACACCAAGAAUCAGGUACGCACACUUUGGCACGACCCCAAAAACAUCGGCUGGAAAGAUUACACAGCCUACCGCUGGCAUCUCAUUCAUAGACCCAAGACCGGUUUCAUCAGGGUUGUGAUGUACGAGGGGAAGCAGAUCCUGGCCGACUCAGGUCCCGUCUAUGACCGGACAUUUAUUGGAGGCAGACUGGGGCUGUUUGUCUUCUCUCAGGAGCUUGUCUUCUUCUCCGACCUCAAAUAUGAGUGCAGAGAUAACUAAUCUGAAGAUCACCGUUUCCAUAGACAUGCAUUUACCAGAUCCCAUACUACAAACAUGUACUACAGAAGUCUUCAGGUAACCAAUAACAGCAGAAAGAGCAGCAGAAAUCCAAAGCCAUGGCACCAAAUUGGACUCAUAGUCAGGCAAUUCUAGCCAUCAUUUCUGCUUCUGUCAUUAAACUAUUCAGUGACCUACACCGGAUAAAGGAUGUUUUGAACGUGUGAUUCAAUGAGGAGGCUGGAUGUGGAGUCCAUGGCUAAGACUCAAUGCAGGACAUUGCUUAUACCUAACCCUCGUGCUAAUUGCACUUACAUUUACAGCAGUACAAUGUUGAAUCCUGCCACCUUGAACGGACCCUUGAGGGUUGCACCUAUUUCCUCAGUUUCAGCUGAUUAUUUUGUAUGUAUGUAGCAAGUAGUCAUGUAUUUUCAAAGGGAAAUUUGUGUUUCGAUCUGUAACAUUUUUUUUUAACACUCUCAAAGCUGAGGGAAAGAUGUAUCAUUUUUAGACCGUCUAAUUUUCUACUGUAAAUUAUUUGCUUUGUGUUGCUUUUCCUUGCAAAGAUAUAAAAUUCAUGUUUAGUUGUGUGAUCUGCUAUUGCCAAAGAAUGUAAAUAUUUAUUUAUUUGUUUACACUGACAGCAUUUCACCAUUGAAGUGCCAAGCAAUACUCAGUGUUAGUAGCGCUCACUCAUUUUGCAUUUAGUGUUAAAAAGGAUUGAAUUUGGUUCAUCUUGGAGAAUCAAGUACGUUUGAAUGCCGGGGGCUCUCAGUGAGGGACAAUUCUUUUUUUUUUUUUGGAGAUAAACAUUUCCAUUCGAGGUAACGUUGCUUCAUCACAUAUCUCAUAACCACAUUACACUUACGCUUUUGGUCAUAUGGAGCAACUUAGUAAAUGUCAAACUUUCGUGUAACACGAAGAGCAUAAAAUCAACCAGAGUUGAUGCUAUUCGUGCUUAAAUAAAUAGGUGACAUAGUCUCCCUGUCAGCCCAGGGUGGCCUUCAGGAGCUGUGAGGCCUGCCGUGUGUGUCGGCGGGGUGAAACCACGGCACAUGGGGAAACUAUGUGAGAUGAGAGAUGCCCUGCGUGCUUGUCAUUCUACUCUCUGAGCUUUGAGUGAGUGUGAAAUUAAACCAGGUGCCAGAAGAAUAACUCUCUUUCGUCUGGCAGGCAUGGUCAGUAUUUCAUUUCUCAAGGUCAAGUGUGUAGAUGCCACAGCCACUUUCAGGAAACCCUUUUUGUAAUAUAAAGCACAUGCAUACCUGUAGAUCGGCGCACAGUUGACUUGGGGCAGAGGGGGGUUUAACGCAUGAAACGAGAGGAGUGAGUGAAAGAUAUGUAAUGUGAUAAGGCGGCCAUUUUAACUCUCAGGAGCUCACCAUACCUCCUCAUCAGACUCAUGCUAAAGCAUGGGACUGGACCACAUGAUCAGCCAUCUAUAGCUUGCUACUGUAUGUCUGUGUGUCUUGCAUUAUUGUUUUGAAUGUUUUUUUUUUUUUUUUUCUGUUUUGUAACACACUUUGUCAUGCAUAUACCUAGCAACAUUCAAUAUUCAAACCAAACAAGCCAGCACAUGAAUAAACAGUAAUAGGUUUAUCUGUCUCAUCUAUUGUUUUCACUUCUGCUUUUGGCAAUGCAUGCUAAAACCCACAACAAACGGAACUACAAAUAGAACACAUGCAGUGAAACAUUUUCUGCACUGCAUUCCUUUGUCACUGAGCGCUCAAUGUACACCGUUUAUUGGCCAAGUCAUCAAAAACAGGACAAGUGCAUUCAUGGCUAUUAGUUAGUAGAUUAGAUAUUUGUCUCAGUUGACUGCUCAUUUUGUCACAUGAAAAAGAA
Clupea harengus (Atlantic herring) is the source of this 5809-nucleotide messenger RNA. RefSeq names its product thrombospondin 2b (gene thbs2b). NCBI's taxonomy places the organism in Eukaryota, Metazoa, Chordata, Actinopteri, Clupeiformes, Clupeidae. Gene Ontology annotation, biological process: cell adhesion; negative regulation of angiogenesis. Gene Ontology annotation, molecular function: protein binding; calcium ion binding. Gene Ontology annotation, cellular component: extracellular region. The record is from RefSeq and is a predicted model, not a curated record.